AUGUCAACAACAGAACCUGAGGUCACACCUGAAAAUGUUGUUGAGAUCCUUAAGAAUGAUACCAAGGUGAAGGUGGCAGGAGUGGACGUUGAUGGGAUCCUGCGCGGGAAGCUCAUGAAGAAAGACAAGUUUCUGUCUAUCAUCACCGAAGGCUUCGGGUUCUGCUCCGUUAUCUUCGGCUGGGACCAACAUGAUGCAACCUACUACAAGGAACUGACCAUCAGCAACAAGGAGAACGGAUAUCGAGAUCUCGUGGCAGUUCCAGAUCUACGCAGUUUUCGUCGCAUUCCAUGGGAGAACAAUGUGCCCUUCUUCCUCAUUAGCUUCCUAGACCCAGAUACUCGAGAGCCAGUCUGCGCCUGUCCACGCGGAUUGCUGAAGACGGCGGCAGCGAAAGCCGAGGCCGCGGGGUAUCGGGCUAUGGCCGGUGCGGAAUAUGAGUUCUACCAGUUUCGCACACCGGGGAACCAUUCAACCCCUGAACAAGCUGCGUCUGCAACGGCCGCCUUCCUCCAGACCAAUCCUCCCGAUGCGCUUCCGUCAUUAACAGAAGGCAUGUUUGGGUAUUCCAUAACUCGGCCUCUCCAUAACCAAGACUACUACUAUGGGAUCUUCGACGCCUGCGAGAAAUUCCGUUGCGAUAUUGAGGGGUGGCACACCGAAAGUGGACCGGGAGUGUUCGAAGCCGCAUUACAAUUCGGCGAGGCAAAGGAUAUGGCCGAUAAGGCUGGGUUGUUCAAAUAUACCGUCAAGGCAUUCGGGAUCAAACAUGGCAUCACCCCGUGCUUCAUGGCCAAACCUCGACAAGGCCUACCUGGCAACAGUGGGCACAUGCACAUCUCGCUGGUCACGGCCGACGGAAAGAACGCCUUCAUCCGCGAUACCCCGGAUCCCUCCCCUCAAUAUCCCGAUAUCGCUCAUCUGUCCGAUCUGGGGCGACACUUCUUGGCGGGUCUUCUCAUCGGCCUGCCGGACAUCAUGCCGAUCCUGGCCCCGACCAUCAAUUCCUACAAACGACUGGUGGAGAACUUCUGGGCCCCCGUCACGGUCUCAUGGGGACUCGAGCACCGGGCGGCGUCCAUCCGCCUCAUCACCCCGCCGACGGCGAGCGCGAAAGCGACUCGAUUUGAGGUGCGGGUGCCCGGCGCGGACACCAACCCUCAUUUUGUGCUGGCCGCGAUCCUAGCCUUGGGGUGGCGAGGAGUUGAGCAGAAGCUCGAGAUCCCCGUGCCGCCCCUCGCCCGCGGCGAAGACAUGGGGGGUGCCAGUGAUCAAGGUGUGCGAUUGGCCAAAUCAUUGAAGGAAGCCAUUGCUACAUUUUUGCGACCGGAGAGUGUUGCGCGGGAGGUCUUUGGGGAUUCAUUUGUCGAGCACUUCGCGGGCACUCGGGAGCACGAGGUUCGCUUGUGGGAGGAGGCGGUGACUGAUUGGGAGGUGAAGCGAUACAUUGAGACGGUGUAA
Molecule: messenger RNA, 1461 nt
Organism: Penicillium soppii
Lineage: Eukaryota; Fungi; Ascomycota; Eurotiomycetes; Eurotiales; Aspergillaceae
Product: glutamine synthetase family protein
Exons: 5
Coding region: 1-1461 (486 amino acids)
Molecular function (GO): glutamine synthetase activity
Source: RefSeq, a predicted model, not a curated record